Messenger RNA from Fomitopsis serialis, 501 nucleotides. RefSeq lists its product as uncharacterized. Lineage: Eukaryota; Fungi; Basidiomycota; Agaricomycetes; Polyporales; Fomitopsidaceae. The coding region runs from base 115 to 372 and encodes 85 amino acids. The record is from RefSeq and is a predicted model, not a curated record. The transcript has 5 exons.
AACCUGAGUAUGGCUAGAACAUUCGACCCUCUGGCCCCGACUCUUUGACUACAUAGUCUCAUUCUUGGGACAGUAUCACCGUACUACUUGCAAUCACACGCGCAGUCUCGGCGCAUGACAUACCCUGUGCUUGUCGACGAACCAAACGUCAGAGGUACCAGGUCGACGGAUAUCAGGGGUGGAGUAGGCUCAUUCCGGAUGCGCUCUGCACACCGAAGUGCUCCGUUUUCGAGUACACCGGCCAAACACCGGCAUGAACAUCGCGGUUCGCUUCAGCAAGCCAACGCGUCGAGACUUAACGGCGCCGUGGUUAUAUAUCGACGCAGCCUCAAGUUGCGGGUGGAAAUUGUCUCUGCAGCCCCUUCAUCGUAGCCCACGGCGGAAUGCGCUCUAUACCUCCGCUUAGGUCGCUCGGACCGAUCACUCAGCGAUUCAGGCCUGCCUUGGGGGAGUAAUUCGGGGUAUGGACGCUCCGCGAAUGCGCACGUCGCUCUCUCGGUA